CUUCUACUCGGUCUUAUCACCGCCAGUAGCUUACCAUACCCCACGUCCACAUCCUCCUUCCACCGCCUCGGCCAUUUCUCCAAAGUCCAGAGUCCAGUCCAAGCGGUAACCCGUACUCCACCGCGCGGUGACGCACCAUAUACACUCUUUAAAUGAAGGCCGGCGGAUAGGUGGGAGCUGGCGUGCCAAUCGCGCGCCGCCCACCCGACGGGGAAGCAUGACGACCGAGAACGGCGUCAGCGACACCGCCCGUCUCCGUGUCCAGAGGCGGACCGCCGACGCCUCUAGAUUCACCCUCGGCGUCGGCGCCAGCCAUGAGAUUAGCCACCACCGCGGCGGCGCCGAACAGGCACCGACCAAAUCUCUCUCCGGGGUGAGAAUGGGGACGAUUUCGCCCCCGCCGAUGCCGCUCUUUCCCUCCCGCGGCCCGUUCUUCGCCGGGUUGUCAGUCGGCGGCGUGGUCGGCGCCGUGCGGCACCACCCCGUGCCGUGCGCCUUCGCGAUCUUGCUCUUGGUCUUCAUGGGCGUGGAGUACACGAUCCCCAUGGUCCCUUUGGCUUCUCCGCCGCUGGAUUUGGGGUUCAUCGUCACAGAGCCGCUGAAUGCCGCUCUCGCCGCCGCUCCCGCCCUCAACACCGUGCUCGCCGCCCUCAAUACGGUCUUCGUGGGCAUGCAAACUUUCUACAUACUAUGGACAUUCCUAGUGGAGGGAAGGCCACGCCCUACCAUUGCAGCUCUCUUUAUGUUCCCAUGCAGAGGAAUUUUAGGUUGCUCCACCCAGCUGCCACUCCCAGAGGGUUUUCUGGGUUCGGGUGCAGAUUUUCCGGUCGGAAACGUCUCCUUCUUCCUCUUCUUCUCCGGCCAUGUGGCCGGAGCCGUGAUCGCGUCGCUUGACAUGAGGCGCACGCGGCGGCACAAUAUGGCGUGGGCCUUCGAUGCCCUGAACCUGCUUCAGAGCGUGCGCCUACUCGCCGCGCGAGGUCACUACACCAUUGACUUGGCCGUCGGCGUCGGGGCUGGCUUUGUGGCCGACGUGCUCGCUGGCGAGUACGAGAAGAUCAAGUGGAAGCCCGACCGGCAGCAGGCGUGCUGCAGUUGUGGGUGCAGCUGUAGCACUCGAUGACCGCGAUGCAUGUAACGCCAUAUAUCGCCUCUUCACUUCCUAUUCGUCCUCUCCCAUUGUUCUCUUAAUUAGCUUCUUCUACAAGUUCUGCCAAGCGAACAUUUACGGCACUCGAUUGAUAAUUCUGGUUUUCAGCAUGUAAUUAGCUUCCUUUUAAGUGUAAAAUGUAUUGUCUCCCAGCUUAGCUCCUUAUCAAAUUGUAAGAAUGAGACUUGUUCCAAUUGCAA
Molecule: messenger RNA, 1350 nt
Organism: Zingiber officinale
Lineage: Eukaryota; Viridiplantae; Streptophyta; Magnoliopsida; Zingiberales; Zingiberaceae
Product: phosphatidylcholine:diacylglycerol cholinephosphotransferase 1-like
Exons: 3
Coding region: 218-1123 (301 amino acids)
Molecular function (GO): diacylglycerol cholinephosphotransferase activity
Source: RefSeq, a predicted model, not a curated record